Molecule: messenger RNA, 7275 nt
Organism: Athalia rosae (coleseed sawfly)
Lineage: Eukaryota; Metazoa; Arthropoda; Insecta; Hymenoptera; Athaliidae
Gene: CycG
Product: cyclin G
Exons: 6
Coding region: 945-2069 (374 amino acids)
Biological process (GO): mitotic cell cycle phase transition; regulation of cyclin-dependent protein serine/threonine kinase activity
Cellular component (GO): cytoplasm; cyclin-dependent protein kinase holoenzyme complex; nucleus
Molecular function (GO): cyclin-dependent protein serine/threonine kinase regulator activity
Source: RefSeq, a predicted model, not a curated record
GAGAAUCCCUCAGCGGACGCACCGCGCGCGCUCUUUUGCUCCGAGUGGAGCCCUCCUAUAAUUUUUCCGACCCGGAGUCUUGUAGUUGUAAAACUACACGUAACCCGCGUCAAAUCGCGUCAACAGUUAUGAGUUAUUUAAAAUAAUUCGAAAAGCCUUCCAUUUAAGGAAAUAAAAAAUGAAUGAAUAAACAAAACAAACUCAAUUAACAAAACAAGAAACAAAUACGCUUAUAUUUAUAUCGUUCUUAACAAGAACAAAAAAAAGAUAACUAUUUAUUUUAUACUCAAAUUGUCGCGAUACAUAUAACGGUAGUGAAAAAAAAAUUGAUUAAAGUAUUAUACAUUCCGUCGUGACGAAAAUCGUUUUUAUGUAUUCGGCAAAGGGAAGAAAAAAUUGAAUAAGGCAAAGCGAUACCAAUAUUCAAAUAACGUAACUUAGAAGGCUGACUAUUUUUAAAAUAUAAUUGAAACAUACUUAUUUGAUGAAAAUAAUAUAUAAAAAACUAUAAAUAUUUAUAUACAUUCAAAAUAUACACGUUAAAUCAUUUACGUAAUAACUUAUACAUAUAAAAUUUCUCGAAGUAAAACUUGGUUUACGAUUUUGACAUUUGGUUGCGUCAGCCGGUGCAGCAGCUACAGCAGCGCCCGUUUACCUUCUGACAUCCGUCUUUGUUCCAAACAAGAAAACUUUCAAAGUUUUAAGAACCAAAAACUUCGUUUUAUCGUGUAUUGACUUUGGACUAUAAUUUUGUGAUAUCGCAGUCAUCACCAACGUAUCAUCAUCACCGUCAUUCUCCUUACUUUUACUUAUUAUACUAGGCCAGCCAGCUGUUGGGCCAUUCUUGUGGUGUGACUACUUCUUUUGGUCAAACUACAGUUUGGUAGUGUUGCUCGAUACCUUCUUCUAUCAAAGUAGUUGGUCAUCGGUCACACGUAGCAGGAAUGGACACAUCGGGCUUGCCUGUACCGGAUGCAAUCCACCCUCUUGUAGAGCAGCUACAGGAAGCUCUGGUGCUUGAGACCAAAUAUCAACCCAACCUUCAAUUACCCAUUACCACCCAGAAUGACGAGAUAACCAUUGGCGCUCGGGAUGGAUCCGCACAUGUAUUACGUUGCUUAAAGGUAUGGUACGACCUACCUUCGGAUGUCUUCUUCAUUGCCAUCAAUUUGAUGGAUCGCUUCUUGACCAAAAUGAAAGCAAGACCUAAGCAUAUGGCAUGCAUUAGCGUAUCCGCCUUCCAUAUUGCUGCUGUUCAAAUGGCGCAAUCAUUGGAUGCAGAUCAUCUAGUUUCCAUCUCUCAAUGCAAAUGUACUGGUGGUGAUUUGAAACGUAUGUCAGAAGUUAUUCGCAACAAGCUUGGAUGGGCUCCUGGAACUCAGCUUGUUACGGCCCUCACUUUUCUGCGGCUGUUCAAUGUCAUGUUUCAUGCAGCUGCUGCACAGUUAGGACUUGCCGAACUAUACGCAAGUAUUGUCAAAGAGUCUGAACUUCUCUUGAGGCUGGAAAUGGUGGCAUGCGAUGGAAAUUGUGCUAGCCUACGACCAUCUGAAGUCGCAUUGGUUUUGUUAUGCACGUACCUGGACGCAGCUGUGAAUCGUCUGGAUAACAGUGCCGAAGCUGCUAUGUCUUUAGUAGGUACACCUGGCCCCUCCACGUCUGACUUAGCAAUGGCUGCUACUCCAGCUCAUCAAAUGUUGAGACUCGUUGACUUUGCUGCUGAGCUCCAGAAGAUUUGCAAGAUUCCGAAAAACAGCCUCUAUCGUACACACGAAGCAGUGGGUGCUAUUUUGAGCAAGUACAAUGCACAGGAACAAACACCUCAUAGGCAGAGGCUGGUGUGGAGGUUGUCCUCCAGAACUGCACGUCUUCUUCGACCAACAGAUAAAUUCACCUCCAACUUACCAGCUAUUGCUGAACAUGCACCUAUUCCAUCACCUAGCAGGAUUAGGUGUGGCAGUAUAAGUUCGUCAUCCAGCUGGACCAGUGAAGAUGAAAAUGGCAUUGAUUGGGAUAUGGAGAAUGCCGAAACAAUGUUACAUCCCAUUGAUUGGCCAAUUCAAUGUUGAUUCAGUUAAUGGUAUGAACUCGCAGACCUAGAUUUACAACAUUAUAAAUGCCAAUCGUUCAGCUCCUGUCACAUCGUAUUUCGGUUUGGCUUUGCAUUUCGUCUAAAAAAUGAAUUGGAAUUUUUUUGAGAAACCCCUAUGCCGAGAACCGAAGGCAAAAUGUAAUAUGUUUGUUUGUUAGUAUUUUGUUGAUUCAACUAUAUGCUAAACGGAGGAAUUUCAUGGGCAACUAAUGGUGAGGAGUCCUUCACAAAUGAAUUAUCUCUAGAAACCUUGACAUUUAAUGCCGUUUGUCUUUCUUCCUCGCGAUAGUGUCUCUACAUAUAAUAUUCGCAACACGUUCUAAUAUUUCAUAAACGUCGGCAUACAGAACAAGUCAAGGGAUCGUCUUUAGAUGUCACACAAUUCGCGAAAUACAAAAUAAGAAAAUUCUUGUAUUCAAUGUGAAACCCCGCAGUGCAUAGUGAAUAAGAAUUUCUUUCCAGCAUCUAAGUAUAUGAUUACGAUAGUCGUACAUACAUUUAUUGAAAUCAUUAAAAAACUACAAAAAAAAUUACAAAAAAAAAAAAAUCUUAUGCACAGGAACAAAAAAUACAAACAAAAACAAUACAAAAGAAAGUAAAAAUAAAAAAAAAAAAUAAAAAAUUAUAAAGCGUAAAAAAAGUUUUAAUUUUAAAACAAGUAAAAAUAUAAAAUGAAUUAUGUAUUAUGUAGGUAAACUUAUUAAGGUGGCUUGACAUAGCAUAAGUUUCAAGAGCUGAUUGGUCGAUUUGGAAUGUUUGUUUUUUGAUUCCAGAAUCCUGUAGACUUGCAUAUCCAUGAAUUGUAAAUACAUUUUUUUUAGUCUUUGAAUAUCUAAGAAUGCCACAGAUAACGAAACAAGAUCAUUUAGGUUUACACUAAUAAAUAUAUCAAUGAACAAUCAGGAAACCAUAGGAUGGCUAGUUCUCGAUUCUGGAAUCAUUCCAAUGGUUCAUUAACAUUCACAAGUGGUUGCAUAGUAGAUGAAAAGAUUUCAUCAACUUUUCAAAACAGCCUGUGACCCGGCUGACAAUAAUGGGCUAUUAGCAUGGUAUCAAACCGCUAGCGUGACGGUAGUGUGGAGAGAUGUGUGAAUUUUAUCCAGAUACGCCAUUGUCAUCUUAUCUGAAAACUUUGUGGCUACUCUCAUAAAUUCCAUGUUACAAUUGACGAUUUCAAGAAAAGUGAAAAAUUAUAUAUUUAUUUAUUUGUUACUACAAAUAAUUCGAAAUUAUUGAUUAUAUAUUUUUAUAUUUGUUUGAUAAAUUAUUGAAAAUAAUAAACAUGUUGUGGAAUACAUGAGAAAAGAUCUAAGAGUGGAAAGAUGGUCGGAUGAGCGUCAGGACAUAGCCAGUUUGUGCUAGUCAAAAGUCACUAUCUUUAAUUCUCUUUGUAAUUUCUUUUGUUAGUUGCCUCAUUUACUAUCAUCGUGAUGAACCGAAUCACAUAAAUAUUAUUUCCAAGAAUCAAAAAUAAUAUCAACAUAUAUUUGGGUCAUUGUAGCAUUAAAAGAAACCGAUUCAAAAAGCAGCUUAAAUCUCAACGAUUCUACAAACAAGAAUCACAGAAAACACGAUAAUAUACGAAUUAUGUUAAAUUCAAACAAACGAUUAAAAUUAAAUAUCUCAGGGUAAUUCAUUGUCAAAAAAUUCUCUGAGAAACAUUACGAUACGCGUGUCCAUACGGUGUUACAAGAAGUUAGCGCAAUCAUUAUGGACGCAUACCAGUUUUUAGUUACAUGCAACCUCUAUGACUUUUCUACCAACAUGGUUUUUAUUAGCUCUAAUACAAACCAUAAGGAACAUCCGCUGAAAGAAGGCCUUGAUCAAUCUUUAUUAGUAUGAAUAAUAUCUAAAUUCUCUCGAAGUUCACACCACCAAUCGUAGUAUGUUCUACGUUGCCGUGAUUGGCAGUGGUAUGAAUGCAUCUAUUUCAAAGAUAUUUACGAAACUAACUUAAGAUUCGUCUUAAUGACAGUUGUCGUGCUUUACGUAUAAUAAUAAGUCCGGGUAUUCUCAUAAUUGAAAAAUAAAAUUCUUUUCAUUUUAGUAUGUGAAAAUCUUAAUCUAAUUUUAUUUGUCAUUUAAUCGUAGCAUGUUCUACGGCCGUUCGGUCAUGGCGGUAUCUUUUCCCAUGACUAUCCAAAAUAUUUCUCAAAUAAAUUAUCCUUCAGACGUAUUUGUUUCUUUUUUAUGCAAACUUCAUCGACGCCUCUGAAAUAAUAUAACUCUGGUACACCGUUUGCUCCUACCCCGUGAAAAUCGUGUUUUAUUUUCAAUGAUGUGAUAAUUUCUUUAAAAUAUUUUUCAGUCAUACUGCUUUGAAAUGUCAGUUGCCAGACCAAUUUCAGAUCUGAACAUUACUCCGGAGCUCUGAAAACUGUUGGUAUGAAUUGUUGUGGGGGUGUGGGGAAAGGAACAUUUUGUUUCGUUGUUGUAUACCAAUUGACAUUUACCGAAAUGAUGUUAUUCAUUCGUUCGGAUUGUCAUGACUUUGACAUACCGUUUACCUUCCAAAUUUGUUAUUCCACUAUUAGUGAGAAUGAAAAUUGCCUUUCCCGGUUAGCUGACUCUUGCAUCGAACAUGUAACAAAAAAAGUAAUUAAUGUCAAACUAUAAAGCCGAGCAAAAUUUGACAUAAUAAUAUAAGAGAAUUUUUUUAGAAAGUAGUAAAUAAAGUGAUGAACGUAAGUACUAUCACGUUGUUACAUCUGUGAUACAUCAGCCAGCCAGCCAAGUAUAAUCUUAAAUAAAAUACUGUCAAAAGUACAAAAUAAUUAUUUGAAUUCGUUAAAGAAAUCAAUGUGAAUAAAAGUAUUUCAACAUGCCCUUUAGAAGGGUAUAAGAUCUCAGUCACAGAAAUUUAGUCGAAUCAUGCAAUUGUAUCAUAUAUGGCAGCGUAAAUUGACUCCAGAAAAGUUUUAUCGAUCAGGGAUGUUCUUAUGAGACUAGAGAAAAUAUUUCUGUUGUAUGAUUAGCAGAAACUCGUCUUUAUAUAGUUAUAUAGCAUUCAGCAACAGUUUAGUUUGUCAUACAAGAUAUUCAUGGUGGCUUGAUUGCUUGAGUUUGCAGUUGCAGAACAUUGUUAUUAUCGGGAAUGAAAAAUUGAUAUUUUAUUAAAAUAGUGUUAAUGAGAUGAAAUUAUGUCAUCAGAUCUUAUUUUCAUUUUUAUUCGAUUCUGCAUUCAAGUGAGAACAUCCCCCAAAAUACUAUCAAACAUGCUAUUUUUUAUCUUAAUCGCCAUUACUCAUAAGAACGUAGAGUCUAAGCAGAUACAAGGUAUUUUUCGACUGAUAUCUUAUGAUGACACAUGAAGGUAUUUCUGAAGUUGCAUAUUUGAAUAAAGUAUGAGAGAGUGUAUGUUCAUGGAAUAUUUAAUGAUAAAAACAACAUAAUUUGUAGAACAUAUUCUGUAUGGUACAAGUGUAUCAUCCAGAAAAACGCAUCGGCAGAAGAACACAUAACUCUUGUAAAUAAUGAAAAAAUGUAUUUUCUUUUUUGUGUUACUUGCAUCUGCCGAUAUUUUGAUGUUAAAUAUCUUAUUAUUAUUGUAGAACAUUUGAUAAUGAUAAUGCACAAUGUUUUGCCCCUUAAAUGUUUACAAAAAUAGUAAAAGAAAAAAUCAUAAUAAUUACAAAUAGGUAUGUACGUACGUACAUAAGGGUACAAUAUACCUAUUGUAUGUUUAUCUACGCAUACACAGGGUCAAGUAAGAGAACACUGCGCAGAUCAAAUACCAUGUCUAAUUGUAAGUGAGGAGACAAAAGACGUUUGUUUCCUUACUAUAAAAUUAAAAAACAAUUUAAUCAACUUCGUGAUAUCGUUAGAUUGUUCAGAAAUGAUAUGCUGCUCUCUUUUUUCAUCUACUCAAAAUCGUUGGAAUGGAUAGUCAUCUCUCCUCACCCUUGUAUAUACAUAUGUAUAAUAUUUAAUAUAUUAUUGGAAGUAAUCAAAUAUUUCAUUUAUUAUCAUUUGUAGGAUUAUGUCAUUACUUUCAAUUCCACUUGCAUAUGUACAUCUCCAACUUUACUGUUCGAUAACGGAUAAUCAAUUACCUACGUAACAUUGUAUUCCAAACGAAUUUUUCAAAGUGUAUGAUGUUCAUAUAAUCGAAAAGAUCCGUGUUUUUGAUUUGUUCGACGUUUGGCGUGCAUUUUGCGAAAAUAACACGAUACUACUCCUACACGUCUUAUGAACCUUUCAUGGAAUAAUAAUUGUAUAAACGCAUAGAACUUUACCCCCCUGUUAAGUGUUACUAUUAUGGUAUUCCAUUUCAAUGCCAUCAAACCAUUAGAAUUAUUCGGGUUAUUUUGUUGGGGUUGUUUUUUCUGAGGUCAACUAGUCGCGGCACGCUUAUUUAAUUGGCAGCAAAGGCGGUUUGAACAUGAAAAACCCAGAACCGCCCCCUCAACCAUUAUCUUGAAAAUCUGUUUGCUAUAAAAUCAAGUUGUGUACAGCAGUUAUUGGUCUCAAGCAUGGAUAUUUCUUGGUUUCAAUAGCAUGAAUGACUCCAAUAGCAGUUAUUUCAUAUUUUAGUACCAAUAAGUGCCUUACACGUUGAAAAUAUCGCGGUAGUUUUCUCAUUCGGUAAAAGACAGAUAUUACGCUUACGAAUAUUCGCGCCACCACUGGUAGAUCUUAGAUAAUAUGGAUAAUAACGAAGGAAAGAAAUUAUGAAUUUUUCAAACCCUUCUCCGAACAUAUUCUAUAAUCACAACUACAAAAUCUGCAGCGAACAUUACUGAAUUUAGUCCCAUUUUUCGAAAUGUGUAAUCAAUAAAUUAUGCAAUUCUCGAACAAUGUUUUACUAUUCUAUGAAUAUCUUAAACUAAUUGAUUGUGUUCUAUAUAUAUGAGAGAAACCCCCAAGUGAAUGAAAUUGUAAUAUCGAAUAACUAUUAUCAUUAAUCAACAUCAUCUAAAUUUCCUCAUCAGAGAUUUAUCAAUCUUCACAACAUACUUUGAUGAUUUAGUAAAAUUAACAACAAAAUAGGUCACACGUUAUUAUAUUAAUGUGUACUUAUGUUAUACAAAUAACACUUGACUGAUAGACAAGCGUUAUCACGACUUGUCUUUGCAUGCCGCAACAUCAAUGAAGUUUCAAAUUUUAACAGUGUAACUAUAAACAUACAUCAUAUUUGUAAUGCACAAGACAACCCAUCUGCAAUAAAUGCAAUCUACCACAUA